Molecule: messenger RNA, 291 nt
Organism: Adineta steineri
Lineage: Eukaryota; Metazoa; Rotifera; Eurotatoria; Adinetida; Adinetidae
Source: the annotation of a GenBank genome assembly
AUGCAAUUUGAUUCAUUAAAAAUACUCGUAGUCGGUGGUGGAACUUGGGGUCUUUCCACUUGCUACCAUUUAGCCCUACGUGGUUAUAAAGACAUUACCUGCCUAGACAAAUGGUCUUAUCCUUCCCUUGAUUCAGCCGGUAACGAUCUCAAUAAAAUGGUUCGAUCAGAAUUCGUCGACGAUCCAGUCAUGCAGCAAUUAUCACAAAUAGCAAUGCAUGCAUGGAAAACAGAUCCGCUAUUCAAGAUACAUUUUCAUGAAACGGGUCGCCUAUCGCUUGCUAAUUCUUCC